AUGCGGCACCUUGACAUCACACCCAAGGCUUUGGCCCAGUCCAAAAAGUCAGCCAACAGCCGAUCUGGCGGACCUGGCUCGUCCGAAAGAAAACGUCGGGCAUCCUCUUCAUCCGUCUCCAGUGUUUCGAGUGUCUCUUCUCUCGAGGAUCUGAGCGAGGAGGCAGACGAAUCCGAAGACGAUGCGGAUGACGAGGAGGACAGGCCGCUGGCCCUGUCUUAUGGCCGCCGUCACCCAACCACUUCACGUAAGACGGGUCGUCAACCCGCCAAAAAGAAGCAGAGACGAGUUUCCGAUGACGAAUAUGACUUCGGAAGUGACGGCAGUGACUCGAUCGAUAGCUCCGACGACGUUUACGCCGGCGUAGACUACAUCAGUGAUGGCGACGAUGAACAAGACAUGGAGAAACUCGAGGAAAUGAUGAUUAUGGAUGAGUCCGAGAACCGCAUUCUGCCACCGUCCGAAACCAAUGAUAGCCAGUGGCACAGCAGCGAGAUAUUCGGAGACUCAAUGCUUCUCCCAGCUGCCUCCUUCUUCGACGAGGAGCAGCUCUACACCGCCAUGGACACCUUUGGCGAGACCUAUAUGGCCAGCGAAGCCGUGGAAACGCCAGUAGCUAGGCGGGUGCACUUCGAGGAGCGAUCGGAUUCCUCCUCUGACAGCGAGUCACACACGGAUGAUGAGAUCCCGGGCGACUUUCUCCAGCAGGAUUCCCUGGAUCCGCAGUUACGCCGGAUGAUCGAGAACGACCAUGAACACCACCGUAGCCAUCGCCGACAGUCUGAAGAGAUGUAUGGCGAUGCUGACUAUGGUCAUGGCAACAUUUACCACGUUGAGUCCGAAGGAACAUCUGAGGGUAGCCUCAGCGGUUACGAGACCGACGAUGGAGAUACUACCGACGAAGACUUGCCCCCGCCAGCAACCAUCACUCACCCCCGCUCCCUCCUCCGGCGCGAUUCGACCGACUCCUUGACCGUCACUGGAGAUGACAAGACCGACAGCAUUCCUCGUCGCCGAGGUCCCAUCAUGGGGACUUUCGUGGCUGAUCCUCACAAACCCGUUGCCCUGGUCGACUGCACCGGCAAGCACCUUGUCAUCAUCCCUGCCUAUGCCUCUUCGCGGCACGACUGGCUUGAGUCCACUGCGAAUAGUGUUCCAGGAACUGCCAACAAUAGCCCUCGCCAGACCACUCUGCAUUUGGUUGAUGAGAGUGACACCGAUGCAAUGACCUCUCCGAACCAGACCGACUUCAGCCCCAUGCUUGCUUCCAGCGCGAACCUGAUGAUGACCGCUCUUGGAAACGACCUUACCCCUGGCGGCCAAGUAAUGGGCCCCCCUGAGGCUUUCUAUCCGUCGCAAGAGUUUACUGUUGAUAGCUCUUUCGAGGAUGACGAUGAGGAUGAUCCCGAGUCUGCCCUCAACGUUAACGAUUUCAUCGACUUUGGCGAUGGUUCUUCCGACGAGGAAGAGCAAGAAGAGCAAGAGCAAGAUAUGAGCAAGGCUUUCGAUGAGGAUGCUCUUAUUUCUCCAAUGGCCAGCGGAUCUAAAAUGCAACCCAUGGGCACACCGACGCCAACCCGCAAGAACUCCGAACAGCACGACAGCAAUGCCGAGCGUUUCCUGAACCACCUGGAUAAGGGUAUUGUUACUGCAUUCCGUCGCAACCACAACCGCUACCAGGCCCUGCUCCGUCUGCCCCAGCAUCGCGAAUUUAUGCCUGCAAACUCCCCCGCCCGGCCUGCCAGUGUCUUUAGACACGCUAAGCCCGCUGACCAGCGUACUCCGACUCGAAAGCGCAAGUCUAGCGGUUACGCAGGCGGCGAGGCUGUGCGACGCAAACUUAUGGAUGCCCAGCGCCGCACUCAAUCUCAAGUUCCUCUCUAA
Penicillium manginii is the source of this 1884-nucleotide messenger RNA. RefSeq lists its product as uncharacterized. The transcript is spliced from 2 exons. The record is from RefSeq and is a predicted model, not a curated record. Lineage: Eukaryota; Fungi; Ascomycota; Eurotiomycetes; Eurotiales; Aspergillaceae. The coding region runs from base 1 to 1884 and encodes 627 amino acids.